AUGGCUACUGGAGGAAUGCAGGCCGCCAUCGAGCCUUUUAGCGGCAAGAACUGGUCAUCCUGGAUCCAGCGCCUGACCUUCUACUUCGUGGCGAAUGACGUCUGCGACGAACAAAAGAAGCGCGCGCUCCUCCUGACGCUAUGUGGAGCCGACACCUUUGAAACUGCCUGCGCUCUGGUCGCGCCGAAGACUCCUGGAGAGGUGGGCUAUGCCGACAUAGUUGCCCUUCUGCAGAAGCACUUCGAUCCACGACCGUCUGAGUUGUACAGCCGGUGCGUGUUCCAGCGACGCGAUCAGCGGCCGGAAGAGUCGAUCAGCAACUACGUUGCAGCUCUCAGAAGCUUGUCAGCUGACUGUAACUUCGGAGUGCCAGCGACAACGUCUGCUACAUCGACGCCACCGGCAGAAGGCCACGCAGCCGUUCUGGCGAACCCCACCAUGCUGCCCCAAGAUGUGAUGCUUCGCGACAGGUUCGUGUGCGGCAUCCGCGACGAGCAUCUGCAGCAGCGACUGUUCGCGGAGAAAGACUUGACUUUUCAACGCGCGUUGGACUUGGCACUGUCGUCCGAAAGGGAAGAACUUGACACCGUCGGUUCGGCACAGGUUCGUGUGCGUUUCAAAUCAAAGGACUACGUGCUGCCCCUGCUGGUAAUGAAAGGGACUGGGUGCAACCUGCUCGGACGUGACUGGUUCUCAGCACUGAACAUCCGUGUGCACGGAAUAAACCAGGUCGCCGAACCAAGUCAAGAGAUCCAGGAGGUUCUCGCACGCCAUCCUGAUGUAUUUAAGGAAGGUAUCGACGGCUACGUGGGUCCAUUGGUUCACUUGGACUUGGAAGAAGGUGCCACACCCAAAUUUUGCAAAGCACGUCCAGUGCCCCUAGCUUACCAAGAGCCUAUGGAGGAAGAGCUCGACCGUCUGCAAAAACAAGGCAUCCUGGAGCCUACGCAACACGCCGAAAUGGCCACACCUUCGGUGUGGUUGCGCGGUGGGACGACAUUUUCGACGCUAGACCUGUACCAAGCCUAUCAGCAGCUAAGAGUGGACGACGAGACAGCCGCACUGCUCACCGUCAACACCACCAAAGGACUGUUCAAGGUGAAUCGUCUCCCUUUUGGAGUAUCCGCUGCGCCAGCCAUCUUCCAGCGGAUGAUGGAGACUACACUGGCCGGAAUUCAGAGGGUGAGUGUCUACCUUGACGACAUUAUUGUCAGCGGGAAGGACGUUAAAGAGCAUGCGCAACGUCUAGAGGAAGUCCUAACGAGGCUAAGCGACAAAGGUCUGCGACUCAAGCGAGAGAAAUGCCGCUUCGGCAUCAGCUCAGUCAAAUUUCUCGGUCAUAAAAUUGAUGCUCAGGGUGUCCAUACGACCGAAGAGAAGGUAAAGGCAAUCCUCGAGGCGCCAAAACCGACUGACAAGACAUCUCUGCAGGCUUUCUUAGGGCUUCUCGCCUUUUACGAUCGUUUUUUGGAGAACAGAGCGACGGUAGCUGCAGAGUUGUAUGGGCUUCUCGAGAAGAACACGCCCUGGAAGUGGGAGAAAAAACACCAGGAUGCGUUCGAGAUGCUUAAGAAGAUGAUUAGGUCUUCGACAAUCCUUGCGCAUUAUGACGAAAAAAGGCCUCUCAUUCUGUCCGUGGAUGCGUCGCCAUACGGCAUCGGCGCAAUUCUCGCUCAAAAGGAUGCGUUCGGCCGAGAGGCUCCCAUUGGAUUCGCGUCACGAACUUUGGGAACCGCUGAGAAAAACUACUCGCAGCUCGAUAAAGAGGGCCUUGCGGUAGUUUAUGGCGUCAGCCACUUUCACCAAUAUGUCGCUGGCCGGCACGUGACCGUAUUAACGGAUCACCAACUGCUCCUAGGCAUCAUGGGGGAAAAGAAGCAAAUCCCUCAGAUAUUGUCACCGAGGAUGACUCGAUGGUGUCUGAAAUUGGCCACAUACGACUACGAUUUGGUGUACAGGCCUGGACGCCUGCACCAAAAUGCUGACACACUCAGCAGGCUGCCACUGCCCGCGCAGGUAGAUGAGCCAUGCUCCCCAGGAGAUGUGCUUAUGCUUGCAUCCGCGCCACGUUUCGAGCUGUCACCGCGUCAACUGGCUGAGCUGACCCGGAAUGACCCACUGUUAUCCCGCGUGAUGACAGCCGUCUCAAACGGAGAGCUACGCCGGUUGCCCAAGCAGGAAUUUUCGGCGUUCACAAAGCUUGGACACGAGCUUUCGCUACAGGAAGGCUGCGUGAUCCGUGGUGCCAGACUGGUCGUUCCAGAGAAAGCAAGGAAAGACGUGCUCGACUUAGCACAUGCAGGUCACAGGGGCGUGGUAGCUAUGAAGGCGUGCGCUCGAGGCUAUUUUUGGUGGCCCGGUGUCGACAACGACAUAGAGCGGGUGGUCAAAAGUUGUGCAACUUGCUGCCAGCACCAGAAAACUCCAACUAAAGCACCAGCUCCCGAGUGGAAACGUGCGACAACACCAUGGCACACAAUCCACGCGGAUUUCGCUGGGCCUGUGGAGGGAAGGAUGCUCCUAAUUGUAGUGGACGCAUACAGCAAGUGGCUCGAAGUGCGCACCAUGCGGAACAUACAGUCGCCGACACUGAUCGAGGAAAUGCGAAACCUGUUCGCAACUUUCGGCAUUCCCGAAAGGGUGCGGAAGCGCCGCCGCCGCAUGAUCUGCCCACAACGCCCGACUCCGAGCAUAGCGAAGCUGAGGCCAAGCUGGACACUUGUGCGACGCAAGCUCGCGAUGACCAACCCAGCGGGUCCGCGCAGCACCAAAGUGCGCCUAGGCCCCAACGUGAUCGGCGUCCACCUGACCGAUACGGUGACCCCGUCUAAGGGGUAA
Messenger RNA from Rhipicephalus sanguineus (brown dog tick), 2838 nucleotides. RefSeq lists its product as uncharacterized. The transcript has 4 exons. The record is from RefSeq and is a predicted model, not a curated record. Bases 1 to 2838 code for a protein of 945 amino acids. Gene Ontology annotation, molecular function: nucleic acid binding. Lineage: Eukaryota; Metazoa; Arthropoda; Arachnida; Ixodida; Ixodidae.